AUGCGGCAAACAGCGCAGUACCCUCCAGGCCUGGCCCAGUGCACUUCCAACUCGCCCUACGUCGGCUUCGAGGGCCAGCUGACUGAGUUCGAGCACGACGUCAGCGGCACGGUGCGCAUCGUGGAUGACUGCACUUUCGAGGUUUCCGGCUUCACCUACGACGGCCAGGGCCCCGAUGUGUACUGGUGGGGCGGCCCUUCCACCGACUACAGCGACAUCCGCUCCGAGGGCUUCCGCAUCGUGCCGGAGCAAGUGACCCGCGGCUACGACGGAGAGACGGUCACCUUCACUCUGGAGUCUGGCCUGACCUGGGAUGACGUUCCAGUCAUCAGCCUGUGGUGUGAGGACUUUGCAGCCGACUUUGGGCACGUGGAGCUGCAGCAGGUUAAUGAGGACCCGCCUGCAGAAGACGAGGAGCCUGUCGCUGAGAGCCCCGUUGAAGCUCCCGUCCCGGCCCCCGCACCGGCUGAAGAGUAG
Chlorella variabilis is the source of this 477-nucleotide messenger RNA. RefSeq lists its product as hypothetical. The record is from RefSeq and is a predicted model, not a curated record. The transcript has 5 exons. NCBI's taxonomy places the organism in Eukaryota, Viridiplantae, Chlorophyta, Trebouxiophyceae, Chlorellales, Chlorellaceae. Bases 1 to 477 code for a protein of 158 amino acids.